AUGGCAGCCAAUUAUUGGGCCUCAACACAGAAGAAUCACUGGACAAUUGAUCGUUGGACAUUAGCAAAAAGUAGGGAGGAAGAUUUGGAACACGUCCCAAUAAAUGAUUACGUUAAACUGAAAAUAUGGUUCUGCCACUUAAUUCAAAAGCUUUCAAAACGUUUGCAAUUAAGACAGCAAAUUGUCGCAACGGCUUUCGUUUAUUUCAAACGAUUUUACGUAAACAAUAGUCUUAGAGAAACAGAUCCAGUGCUGGUAUUGGUGACAUGCGUGUAUUUAGCAAGUAAAAUCGAAGAAUGUCCAGUCCAUAUAAAAAUUAUAACUCAAGAAGCGAAAACAGUAUUUCAAGCCGAUUUUGGCGGAUUUCCAUACGAUGCUUCCAGAGUGGCAGAAUUCGAGUUUUACUUGUUGGAAGAGCUUGAGUUUUGUUUGAUUGUUUGGCAUCCAUAUCGUUCUAUAACUCAGAUAUGCAAUGAAUUAGGCAUGCGAGAGUCCGGCAUUCAAUAUGCUUGGUUCAUUGUCAACGAUUCCUACCGAACCGAUGUCUGUUUAUUAUACCCACCUCACCUCAUUGCAUUAGCCGCUAUUUAUUUAACUGUUGCUUUAAACCAUGCUGAUUUUGCGCCAGGAUCUACAGGAGAUCAACGUGAUAUGAAGCAAUGGUUUGCUGAUUUGAACGUAGAUAUGACCAGUAUUGUCGAGAUUAGCCAAGAGAUACUUGCAAUUUAUGAAAUUUGGGCUGACUGGAAAGAAGAAAAAAUGCUACCACUCUAUAAGGAGCUGAAAAGUAAGCAAGCUAAGCAAUAA
Messenger RNA from Mycotypha africana, 807 nucleotides. RefSeq names its product cyclin-like protein. The record is from RefSeq and is a predicted model, not a curated record. Gene Ontology annotation, biological process: positive regulation of transcription by RNA polymerase II. Gene Ontology annotation, cellular component: nucleus; mediator complex. Gene Ontology annotation, molecular function: cyclin-dependent protein serine/threonine kinase regulator activity. Lineage: Eukaryota; Fungi; Mucoromycota; Mucoromycetes; Mucorales; Mycotyphaceae. The transcript has 5 exons. The coding region runs from base 1 to 807 and encodes 268 amino acids.